Messenger RNA from Symbiodinium sp. CCMP2592, 1767 nucleotides. The record is from the annotation of a GenBank genome assembly. NCBI's taxonomy places the organism in Eukaryota, Dinophyceae, Suessiales, Symbiodiniaceae.
AUGCCAAAGCCCUCUUUUGCAUGGGCGCUGUCGCUGAGCUCCGCAUGCUCCCUGGCCGCCGUGGCCGGGGACUGUUCCUUCCAGUGGGCCGCAGCGCAGAGCCCGCAGAGCUUCGUGCUGGCCACCGCCUCGAGCUUCCAAGUGCUUCGCCAGGACGGAGCAACGAUUGUUCUUCAGCAUUAUUCCAAAAGCUGCAAGCUUGACUCCUCCCACGAUGUGGUGGUCAACAGUUCGUUGAGCUUUCUGCGGCACGGAAAUGGCCUGGCUGACGCCGUGGCUUUUGCAAAGGGAGAUGCCGUAGCUGUUGCUUGGACAGUGGAUGGCAGCCUUUACCUUUCCAUCUGCGAGGCCCCCUUCCGUUUGCUUGGUGCGGCUGCUGACGCAUGUUCGGUGCCCUUGCUGGUGGCUUCUGCGAAGCAAGGAGGCGUGUUGAGCCCAGGAGGUGUGCGACUCGCUGCCGCCGAGCCCUCGUCGGGAGCUUCAGGAGCUGGGCGUGCAGGUGUUCUGCUGGCUUGGAGCACGUGGGAGGAGGACGGCUGGGGUGUCAGCACCCGAAUUUGUGAUGUCAGCGGCUGUGGCCAGCCUUUAGACUUGCCGCGGCAAGCGCGGCAGUGGCUGCCAGAGCUGGCUUGGUGCAACGACUCUCUUUGGGCGCUCUGGCUGGGAAAUGCCACCGGACAAGGAUCCAGCAGCGGUCCUUUCCGGCGUUUCUUGGGCACCUCCCAAGCCUGGAGCGCAUCACUUCCUGUGGACCUCCAUGCCGACAACGGCAUCAGCGCCGCCGCUACGUGUCGUGGAGAGGAGGUUGUUUCGCUGUGGCUAGAGAGUGGCGGCGCAGAGGUGAGAUGUAAUUACUCCAAAGCACCGACUGCAACGUGGGAGGGUGCAAAGAGCUUCCGCAAGCUCUCUGUCGUCGACGCGGGCGAAGCCCCCGCAAGGGGCCCGGGAGCCUUGUUGGGCACCGGCUUGGGCGGCUUCGGCUUGGGCCUGGGAAGGGUGGCCUUGGUGGCGAAGAGUGGCUUGAUGCUCCUGCUCAGCAACUCCCCGAGCGGCAAGCUGCAGGUCCAAGCGCUGGACUACGCGUCUCCACGCGGGCCGGUGCUUUACCCCAUGCACGACAUCGCCGUGGCGGCCCAGGACGUGCAAGUCUCCAUGGACUGCGCAGGCUCUGAAGUGGAGUGCGACGGGGCGCUGAUCUGCUGGUACUUCGGAGGCGACCUGCACACCGAGCCGAGCUCUCACUGCAGCUACCGAGGUUUGGCGUCGCUGAGAGAAGCGGAAGGCCUGGGCACCGCAGGACAGUUCAUCAUUCUUGUCCUGUUUGCUUUGCUCUUCUUGAUGUGCGUGCUGAAGCAGUGUGCCUCUCAGGGUGGCUUCGGCGGGCGCAAUCGCGCCCUCCUCCAAGCGCGGCAUGAAGCCCAGGAGGAGCUGCAGCAGCGUCGACAAGAGCGAGCAGCUGCCCAGGCUCGAACGCAGGAGCUCCGCACGCAGCUUGCUCAGAUCCCACUCGUUCCGCUGGCACACGGCGGCCCAGGCGGCCCAGGCGGCCCAGGCGAGAUUUCGAAUGGGAACACUACGGCGAGUCAUGGCUCUGCUUCGGCCUCUUCGCCCUGCCCCAUCUGUCAGAACGAAGUCCUCGUCCGGGUGGCCCUGCAAAGGUGUGGGCACACCGCCUGUCGGGACUGUACUACCCGACUGGUGGACCUGGCUCAGCCUUGCCACAUUUGCCGUUCGCCCAUCGAGGGUGUCCUGCCCGUGUACCUCUAG